This is a messenger RNA of Lepisosteus oculatus (spotted gar), 928 nucleotides long. The record is from RefSeq and is a predicted model, not a curated record. NCBI's taxonomy places the organism in Eukaryota, Metazoa, Chordata, Actinopteri, Semionotiformes, Lepisosteidae.
AUGGCGUUGCUCGCCCGCUCUCCCUACUCCUGUCUCUCGCUCCCUCUCUCCUCGCACACACAGCUCCUCCACCUGCAGGCUCUCUCCAGCUCCACACAGCGCCUCUCUGACCCGCCGUGCUUCUCCCGGCCGGUGCAGCGCUCCGGACCGCGGCUGACGGACACACAGACACGGCCGGAAGAUCAAACAUUUCGGGACCGCGGAGGGGGCUGGGAUCCCGGUCCCGGAGGCAGAGCUGAGUUCAGGUCACCUCACUCCGAGCUCCCCGGACCGUAUUUCCCGGUGCAGCGCUGUCGCUCUAGGACUCUGGACUGCGGUUCUGUAAAGCAGGACCCAACUGUCCCAGUAUACACAUUCGCCGCUCAUUGGAUCCGAGCCGGGGAGCCCAUAGCCGAGCCCACAGCCUGCUGCCUUGUUGGACCCGGAACGGGAGCAGCGGUCCUGCACUCCAAGGCCUCCUACUGUCGCCACCUGCUGGACGACAACAGUUCCUCUGCACUCAUCAUCCUGGGCUUCGUGGUGAUGUCGCCACUCAUUGUGGUCGCCAUGGCGAUCUACUGCGGCCUGGCUCGCCGGCUCCGCCUCUUCCUGCUCUUCCAGCCCUGCUCACGUGCACAGUACCACGGGGGGGGGUGGCGCGGGUGCGAGGGGCAGGGGGGCAACUGCUGCUGCUGGGGUGGGGAGAGGUUGAGCUCUGUCAAGGCCUGGGUCUGACCCUCACCGUGAGUCUCACCCUGUCUCACUCUCAUUGUCUCCACACACUCUCACUGUCUCGCCAUGUCUCACUUUACUGUGAGUCUCACCCUAUCAGUCUCAGUCUCUACACCCUGUCUCACUCUCACUGUGUCUUACACUGUCUCACUCUCACUGUCUCUACACCCUGUCUCACUCUCACUGUGAGUCUUACACUGUCUCACUCUCACUGUCU